AAUCCGUGGGAGUAUUCCGCAGGUCUCUUUUUGGGGACUCGAGGCAGGAAUGCUGCGGACUCCGCCCAUCUAUUCUUGCCUCUACUUUUCCGCCUCUCAACUUUCUAGAGCCAAAGCAAUCAAAACCGCUUAAGCCUUAUCAUAUAUAAAUAUAUAUAUUCCCACUCCCCUCCAUUCCCAUCAGCAAACCAUUCAAUCAUCACAAAAGAAGUCGUUUCCAAAUCUCUCACUCAAAUUUCCAGCCUUCUUCUUCUUCUUCUAAUCUAUCUUCUCCUUUGAGAAUUAAUUUUCUCCCCAAUCUCUCUAUUGGAUGAUGGAGGAUCUGAUACCCGGCCUGCCGGAGGAAAUUGCUCGGGAGUGCCUCCUCCGCGUACCGCACAACGCCUUCUGCACGGCCCGCUCCGUCUGCAAAAUCUGGAAGCAGGAGGUGGAGUCGUCCCCCUUCCACCACCUCCGCAAAUCCGCCGGCCUCGCCCGCCCCCUCGUCGUCAUCGCCCAGGCCGAGCCCACGCCGAGCCCGCCCGCCACCAAGAAUCAUGCAACCCUCGCCCCGAUCUACCGCCUCGCCCUCUUCGACCCCUCCGUCGCCGCCUGGGCCCCGCUCCCGCCCAUCCCGGGCCUCCGCCACGGCCUCCCACUCUUCUGCCGGCUGGCCGCUGUCGAGACCGAGAUCGUGGUCGUCGGCGGGUGGGACCCGCGCACCUGGGCCGCCUCCGACGAGGUGUUCGUCUACGACUUCGUGUCGGCGGCGUGGCGCCGCGGGGCCCGCAUGCCGGGGCCCCGGCGGUCCUUCUUCGCGUGCGCGGCGUCGGAUGCGGAUCGGGCGGUGUUCGUGGCGGGCGGCCACGACGAGAGCAAGAACGCGCUGCGGUCCGCGCUGGCGUACGACGUGGCGAGGGACGAGUGGGUCCCGCUCCCGGACAUGGCGAGGGAGCGCGACGAGUGCCAUGGCGUCUUCCUGCGUGGCACCUUCCACGUCAUCGGCGGCUACGCUACGGAGGCCCAGGGCCGCUUCUCCCCCUCCGCGGAGGCCUUCGACGUCGCCGCGUGGAAGUGGGGCCCCGUGCGGGAGCGGAUGCUGGAGAGCGCCGCGUGUCCCCGGACCUGCGUCGCGGGCGCCGACGGGAAGCUGUACAUGUGCACGGGCGGACACGUGGCGGUGAUGGAGGCGGAUGCGUGGCGGAGGGUGGCGGAGCUACCGGGAGAUGUGAGGGUGGCGCUGCAGAUGGUGGCGUGGAAGGGGAAUCUGAUGGUGCUGGGGUCGGGCAUCCACGGUGGGUACAUUCUCGAAGUCGGCGAAGGGAAGGGGCCCGCCGCGUGGAGGAAGGCUGAGGUGCCGGCGGAAUAUUCCGGUCAUGUUCAGGCUGGGUGCUGCCUGGAAAUUUAGACGGCUGCGUUCCUUUCUAUUUCAUCCUUGUUUCGCGAGUGUUCUGCUGUACAUAAAAAUUUUCAUAUAUAAUAUUAUUAUUUUGCAUAAUUAUAGAAU
Phoenix dactylifera (date palm) is the source of this 1486-nucleotide messenger RNA. RefSeq names its product F-box/kelch-repeat protein At1g80440-like. The record is from RefSeq and is a predicted model, not a curated record. Gene Ontology annotation, biological process: negative regulation of cytokinin-activated signaling pathway; regulation of phenylpropanoid metabolic process. NCBI's taxonomy places the organism in Eukaryota, Viridiplantae, Streptophyta, Magnoliopsida, Arecales, Arecaceae. Gene Ontology annotation, molecular function: protein binding.